Messenger RNA from Paramuricea clavata, 6090 nucleotides. NCBI's taxonomy places the organism in Eukaryota, Metazoa, Cnidaria, Anthozoa, Malacalcyonacea, Plexauridae. The record is from the annotation of a GenBank genome assembly.
AUGGCCGAAGGCGAAGGCAAUCUAGGUCAACAGCGUGCUGUUUCUUUGUUGCAAGAGGCGACAAGAUUGAUCAGAGAAUGGCCUGGAUCAUCAAAUGAUGUUUCUUCAGCACAAGUUGCGAGUCCAAAUGUAAUAUCUCAAAGCGAAUCGCAUGCUACUACAUCAUCUGGCGUCACUACCGUCAGACCCGUCAAUACAUCAAAUCGAGAAAGAGUGUUGGGGAAUUUUAGAAAUCUUUUUGCGCCAUAUGGGAAUACGGGUCGCCGAAGUCUAAGUUCCUCAACCCAGUUAGCCCAACCAUCGGGUAAGCGAAGGAAGACUCAGAGUGCUGUUGCAUUCAGGCGUGAAACAUGGACACAUGUAUUCUUUUGCUUGGCAAAUCGCGAACAAUGCGUGACCCCUACCGUAACCCUUAAGGCAAAGCUACAACAAGCCGGCUUAGGGCGAGAAAAGAUAUGCUUCAACUGGAAAGCUACUGCUGUAGAGGUAAAGGCAAAAUUGGAACAAGUUUACCCCAAAUUAAGUCACAGUGGAGGAUUUGACAUUCUGAGGCGUGGAGUACAAACCAGUGACUUGGUGUUUAUACAGCCACCACGUAGUGGUUACAGUGUAUCAUUUCUGCGGGACACAGCUGGGUUGGGCCAAGCCAUCGCAUUCAUCCGACCAAUUCAAAAUAACCUGGACAUCACACCUGCCAUGGAUAGUUCUGAGGUGAGUCAUCAAGGCAUUGUUAGUGUACAAAAAUAAUCAAACCAGAAUCCAUGGUUGUGAUUAUACUCAUACCCACCCGACCUCCGUUUGUUAACAUAUGCAUCAUAUUUGUGUAACAUAUUUACAUAUGAAAAUUGUGUAAUUUUUUUUAGGACACUGAUUCUGCUCCUUUAGUGGAAUGCAUUAAUUGCAAAGUGGAAAUCCCAGUUACAGAAAUCAGGCAACAUAAGGAGAGUUGUUGUCGAGAUGAAGAGCUGUAAGUAUUAUAACUGACAGCAUUGGUCCAGAUUUCCCAUUGUUGUUGUACAUAUUUAAUUAAACUUCUCCAGUUGCAAAAGUAAUACUAAUAAUAGCAAUAAUAAUGAAUAAAUUGUUACCCCUUACCCCAUUAUUGUGCAUCUCACACAGAGGCUGACCCAGAAAAUUUGGGAACAUAUAGAAUCUCGAUAUAUAGUUUAGAUCCCCAUAAUGUAUUGAUAUAUUGUAAUACUUUAGAAUUUGUUAACCAUUUUAUUUUGUGUCUCAGUUGCAAGAAGGAAUACUGUUCUAUACUUUUGGCAAAUAUCUGGUUGCAAUUGGCAAUCUAGCCUGUGCUGCAGUGUACUGUAUUAGUCUAUUGGUGAACUGGAGCCUGUAGUCGUAAUUCAUAAUUUAACUACUGACAUACCUAUACCACAGUAUAUACCUUAUGAAGUUAGUAAUACAACAAUUCUACUCUCUUGUGUUGUUCAAAUAGGUUGGAAAUUACAUUGGCUGUAGAAGGUGACAAGGAUUCUGUUGAGGAUUCUGUAUCAGAUACUGCUAUUUGCUUCAAUGGUCAAGUAGGUGUCUAGCAAUGGAUGUUCAUCAUUUAAAUAGUAACACAUGUUGAGUGUUAGAAUAUAAUAUAAAAAGUUGCCAGAUAAAUGGUAGGUAGUAUAUGUACAGUAGGAACUCAUUUAUAUUUUAGGAACAAGCAUGUCAUCUUGGCACGGUAGUAUGUGAUGAUUGCAAUGACACUAUUCCUGCUGAGCAGACAAUUGAGCAUAGUAGCAUUUGUCGGGGAGGAUGUUCUGGUAUUGUGACAACAAGGUAAAUCUUUGUACACAAAUUGCCUACUGGAUAUAGAAUGUUAUUAACUUAUUAUACAGGUAUAUACUGUGUAUGAAUGAAAUUAAUUGCCAUUUACUGUAGCUUAAAGAUGAAGAUUUGCUUUGUUCCUGUGUUCACUUGAUACGUUCUCCAAUGAUUUCCAUGCGUAGAUAUUUCACUGUGUUCUCUUGUUCACACAUCUUGCAUGUUCCAUUGUUCCUUCCAUUUUCCAAUUAAUUUAUUAUUAUUACUUAGUAAUAUAUAAGGGGGAAUUAAUUGUGCUAAUUAAUCAUAUUCUUUGGAAUGGAAAUAGUAGUCCUUGAGAAACAUUCUUAUGGCUAUAAUAUAUCAGCAUAAUAAUUCUAUUACAGUAACUGAGGUUGACAGCCAGCUUUAUGUCAAUUUAGGCACACUUCUGCUGAUACUAACAACCUCGUGACAAUUUCAUCAGCCAGUCACGCUGAUUCACAUUCUGAGUCUGGUAAGUUUGUUUGACUAGUUUGUGUGUUUAUUGCAUAUAAAUUCCAUCAAUGAAAAUUUUAAUUUUAUGCAUUCCUUUAUGUUUAUGCUGAACAGAUGUUGUUAGUAUCCAAAAUAUUCUACCAGCAUUGUCAGAAACGGAGAUUUCAACAGCGCUGAACUUAUACAAUGGCAACGUUGAACAAGCAGUUGAGCUCCUUUUAGAUGAAGAUGGUUAGUAUUGUGCAUAUUUUUUUUUCAAUGUAUAAGUAUGUACAGUAGAUGUCAAAUGAGAUAAAAAAACAAUUGUCAACAUAUUGUUCAUUGUCAUAACAUAUUGUUCAUUACUCUCUAAAGAAGAGAAAUGCAUUUGCUUGAAACGGUGAGAAGUUCUAUACAGUACAAACGCAAUGAAUGCUGAUAAUAUUCCUUUUCUAAUUUAACCCAUUGCGACCUAUUUUAGUAUUUACUAAUGCCAGUCUGACAAUUAUGCUCAACUAAAUAGCAAGAUAAAUUUUGUGUUUGGUUAACCUGUAUUCAUGUUCCACAUUAAUGCCGGUUAAUCAAACUAUCUGCAUGGCGAUAUGUCUCUUGUAUUUAUGCCAUUAAUAUUAAGUUUUAUUUAUCAAGGGGAAAGAGAAUCUUAUGCAUCAAUGGUUAAUAAAAAAUAAAUAUUUAUUUUUCAAGGUGAAUCUGAUCAAUUGGAUGUUCAAAUGAAUACUGACGAUAGCCUUGUUGAUCUUCUCAAGAAGUUACGCCCCAUUUCAGGCGCUCCACAACGCUUGACAGUCUGCAGAGAUUCUAUCUUUGAAGAUAGUAUUGCCUUCUUCAAACAGAGAAAAUUUGACUUUACUGUGCCGAUAAAAAUUACUUUUGCAGGAGAACCAGCCAUUGAUGGAGGAGGGCCAGUGAGGGAGUUUUUUACUAUUCUUACAAGAGAACUGUUAUCGUCAUCAUCAAGUAUCCGCCUGUUUGAAGGAAGAAACUCGCGCUUUCUCCCGAUUCACAACACAGAUGCUGUGCGAUCUAAUUUGUUCAAAGUUGCCGGACGAAUUGUGGCUGCUUCAGUAUUUCAUGGUGGACCAGGUUUUCCUGUAUUCUCCAGGGCAAUCUAUUUAUAUUUUCAGAACCCAAAUUCUGAUGAUCUAAGUGAACACAUCAGCAAAGAAGAUGUAGUAGACAUGUAUGUUGUUGAAGCACUCAAUAAGGUGAGAUUGCAAAUAAUUUUAUUUAAAUUCCAAAAGGAUGCACAUUGUACAAAAUAUUAAUAGUAAGACCCAAUAGUACUAUAAUUUUAUCAGACUCAUCUGGGAUGCUUUCUAAAUCUAGUUGGACAAUAUCAAACAAGAAGAUGUUUCCACUUUUGCUGGUGAAAUACAGUCACUCUUGGUGGAAGCUGGGUUUCCCUAUCUCCUCACCUUCGAGAACCGUUUUCAGGCAAUGGCAUCCUUAUGCCUUCACUCAGUGUUAUUAUCACGGAAGGCUGAGUUAGAUCAAUUUAUGUCAGGACUGGGUCCUCUCAUAAACCUAAUACGCAAACAUCCCGAUCAAACUGAACCUCUCCUUGUAGCAGGCCAAGCAAAACCUCCAUCUGCAGAGGAUCUGCUAUCCCUAGUGGAAUAUGAAGAAGUUGAUGAAGUUCGAAAGGAUUUCUUCAAGCAGUAUGUUUGCACAGAAUGUAAGCAAGCUUAUGUUUUUCUUAAAAUUAUUAUUCGUGGCAUUGUUUUUUUGUUGAAAUGGAUACCCCAUUAAGUGCCAUUGCAUACUAAUACACCCUAAUCUUUGUUAUUUUAUUCUAUUUAAUUAUUAGCAAAGGGAACAGGGAUGGAUUUACUGUGUUACUGGGAGGUGUACACCGUUGACAUAUAUGUAUACCUAGACUGCUCGCUCGGGCUCUGAAAGUGUGGUCGCAAUAUGGCAGAAAUGUUAGGGAAAUUUCUCAUGGAGUCAACCACUGACCAGUAUUCAGAGCUGAAAGUCAGGGGUGUAUAUUCUUCAAUGACCUUUGAAUCCCCCCCCCCCCUCUUUUCAGCUUUGAUUUUCUUCCCUGUAUGUUGAAGAAAUUUGGACGUGGCAGCAGAGUCUGGGCUCUCUCUACCUUCAAUAUUCCAGUAAUUUUCCUUUGAUUUAACGAAUUAUUUUCGAUAAAAAGUUUGGUUCAAGGUAGAAAAAUGAUGUUACAAUGCCGAUUUUGACAACAAAUUUUUCAGUUCAUUUAGAACUUCUGGAUCUCAAUGAUAAACAGCACAACAAAAUAAUUGAUUAUUGAUAUAUUAACUAGAGAUGUUGCCCUUAAAAAGUAUUCAUCUCUCUAAAUUACGUUCAUCUUUCAACAAACGUUUUUAGUUUCACAAACAAUAUAUAUUCACGUUUUUAAAAUUUUAUUUAGACAUUGACAUUAUAUUCCAAUUCCCCUUCCUCUUGCCAUAAAAAAGUCAUACUUCAUCUACCCUCCUUGCUGACAUAAUAUGAGACUGAUUCCCAAGUUUUCUCAGUUCUUUUCAUUCUCAUCCCUUGUUCUUUAUCUUCUUUUCCUUUCCCCCCUUAUUUUCCGUUUGCCCUUUCCAUUCUUUUCCCCUUUCCAUUCUUUUCCCUUUGUUCUUUUCCCUCUUUCCUUUCCCUUCCUUUCUUUUUUUUUUACUCUUUUAAUUUCUUCACUAGUCCUAAGACACUUCGAUUCCUUCCACCCUCCCAGGGGGGGGGGGGAUUAUAGAAGAAAUAUACACCCCAGCUGAAAGUAUUUUGCUAUGUUGGCCAGCAGUGCUAUUUUGACUCGUAUUCGGCAGCAUUUUUCAGCUUCAAUUUGCCACACAAGCCUUCAGCAAAAAACGUAUAAUAGGAAAUAGUCCAGGUAUAUAUGUCAAUUGCUUCCGUCGCCCAUGUGUGUUAUCCCACCACCCUUGCCAGUAGCUAGGCCACUGAAUUUCCAGAACCCUGCUGCGCAUAGUUCACUCUGAUUAUGCACUUGGUCAAUAGUGACAUCCCAAACAUUGACCAAGGCUAAAUGAGCCCUCGAGCCAUAUGGCUGUAUCUAUAUCUGGAUGAUGAAAAUGUCCCCAGCUUAUGAAUGAAAAAUUAUGCCUGACAGUACACGGCACAAUUUUCAAGGCACAGUAUAUUAUUAAGUGUUUUCCACUGGAUAAUAUUUUGUUUUAUUUUAGCAAGCAGGCUGUCUGGAUUAUUGAUGUUCGUCACUGGAUGCAAGACAAUUCCGCCUAUGGGAUUUAGAAAUGCAAUAACCAUAUUACAAAAUGAUUCUGUCUAUCCAAAUGCAAAUACAUGCCCUUUGGAGUUGGAGCUUCCAGGUCAAGUGAACACGUACGGUGAAUUUAAAAAAAACAUGGAUUCUGCUAUUGAUAUACAAAAAGAGGGAUUUGGUAUAGUUUAAAGGAGUAGUUCUUGGAGAACGACAAAUAUGUGUGUUCAUAUUAUACUUCUGUUUUUGGUAUUACCUAAUGUUUCGUUAAAUAAUAUAGUAUACUGUAGUACUAUAGUUUAGAUACUGUAGUGGUUUCUGUCAGGUUUUAGCUGGGUCCAUUCUUGCACCCAAGUUUAUAAUACCAAUAUAAACUGCUAUUAGCACUUAAUUUAUAAUGCUGUACAUGUACUGUAUACUUUAAUAAUUAUAUUAUUACAGCAUCAAGUUCAUUAUACAAUUUAAUUAUAUGCAUUAACUAAUGUGUGCUGUAUUUUGCAAACAGUCUUCGAAAAAAGCCAGAACGUCCGUAUAGAUAUCCACACCAUGAUGUUCGGAGUCACGUAAAGGAUCAAUCAAUCCCUGCAGAUUCAAUCUCUCAAUUUCAUUCAGCGGUGAAUUAGUUUCAGGCACCACAACUUCUUGGUCUUCUG